Messenger RNA from Gamsiella multidivaricata, 1603 nucleotides. RefSeq lists its product as uncharacterized. Gene Ontology annotation, cellular component: cytosol; mitochondrion. Gene Ontology annotation, biological process: glucose 6-phosphate metabolic process; glycolytic process; intracellular glucose homeostasis. The transcript is spliced from 5 exons. Bases 53 to 1570 code for a protein of 505 amino acids. Gene Ontology annotation, molecular function: fructokinase activity; ATP binding; D-glucose binding. The record is from RefSeq and is a predicted model, not a curated record. NCBI's taxonomy places the organism in Eukaryota, Fungi, Mortierellomycota, Mortierellomycetes, Mortierellales, Mortierellaceae.
CGUUAUUCGCUUCUUACUCUCCACCCUAACCGUAUACCUCAUUGCCACCACGAUGCAUUCCUCAUUACUCCCAAAGAACCAGUCGAAAUGGAGCAAGCGACAGAUUCAAAUCUUGGAGUCCAUUGCCGAGGACUUCACCGUAUCGACUGUCCAGCUUGAGUCCAUGGCCACACAGUUUGUACACCAGAUGCGUGUGGGUCUCACUGAACAGAAACCGAGCGACCUCGCCAUGGUCCCGACCUUUGUCACUGGACGUCCUAAUGGUUACGAGCGUGGAAGCUAUCUUGCCCUGGAUCUUGGCGGCACCAAUCUUCGCGUGUGCCUUAUUAACCUCAAGGGUAACCAUGAACUUGAGUCCCAUCAAAAGGCUUUCAAAGUGUCGGAGCACCUCCAGGAAGCUAAUGUCUCUGAACUCAUGGACUUUAUCGCCAACUCGAUCAAGGAGUUUAUCACCAGUGAACACAUCAACGCACAAAUUGUGGCGCAUCCCACAGACUCCGAGUCGCUCGAGCUCGGGUUCACGUUCUCGUUCCCUGUUGCGCAGACCGCGAUCGACGGUGGCCUGCUCCUCCGCUGGACCAAGGGAUUCAACUGCCCUGGUGCUGUCGACAACGAUAUUGUCAAAUUGCUUCAGCAAGCGCUGGACCGCAACAAGGUCAAUGUUCACGUUGCCGCCUUGGUCAAUGAUACUGUCGGAACCCUUUUGGCACACUCUUACACUCAUCCCGGUACCUACAUCGGCGCCAUCUUCGGAACUGGAACCAAUGGUGCCUACGUCGAGAAUACCCAUAACAUCAAGACCAUGCAUGCCGACUCUGACGAGAUGAUCAUUAAUACUGAAUGGGGCAACUUUGACAAGGACAAGAAUUAUCUCCCCGUUACCAUCUUUGACAACAAGCUGGACCGUGAAUCAAUCAAUCCUGGCGUGCAUGUGUUUGAAAAGAUGAUUUCAGGAAUGUAUCUGGGUGAGAUCACACGAAACGUGCUACUCCACCUCAUUGACCAGCGCGUGUUGUUUGAGGGAACCAGCAGCCCGAAACUCAACAAGCACUGGUCGUUUGAGACAAAGUUCAUGUCUGCGAUUGAGGAUGAUACUACAGGCAGCCUGAUUCCCAUUGCGCAGGUUCUGGAGCAGGAGCUGGAUCUCUAUAUCAACACCCAAGCGGAUCGUGAGAUCGUCAAGUUUGUGUGUCAGCUCGUGGGCACGAGAGCAGCACGUCUGAGUGCCAUGGCCACGGCGGCCGUGAUUCGUCAGGGACUGGAUAAGGGCAUGCUCCGCAACCAUGGGUACCCCUUGAAGCUGAGCAUCCACGAAGAGGAGAGAGUGGAUCAGAAUGGGGCAUCGAAGGGUGCGGAUGCCAACAGGGAACUGAUCCAGGUCGGAAUCGAUGGGACAGUGUUUGAGCACUACCCACGCUUUGAAGAGCGCAUGAAGCAGGGACUUGUUGAACUGCUGGGACCACAUGCUAGGGACAUCAUCAAGCUAGACAUUGCAAAGGACGGAUCUGGCGUCGGCGCAGCACUGGCUGCUUUGAUUGCCACCAAGACUGCAAGCGCCAGCUCGCGUUAAACAACAGAACAAUACAAGACUCAUCAAUCCUAU